UUUUUUUGUCUCGGUGGUUCGCUGUCUCAGCCACUCCCUCUCUAAUCCGGGCGACGAAUAGAUUUUGUUGGAAGAACUUCUUCUUCUUUCUUCACUACCCAAUCUUUCGUUUUUCAAUUUAAUUUCGCCGCCAUGAGUUCCGUUACCGAGAUCGUGUCUGAGCAGCAAGUGAUCGACGGUAUUCAGGAUAUGUCUCUUCAAAAUCAGGACAAAAAGAAGAUCCAGGAAGAGAUCCAUGAGCCGAGUUUCGGGAAUCAUGGUGGCUGUUGUGCAAUAUGUUUGAGUGAAAUUCCUCUUCAGGAAACUGCUAUGGUGAAAGGCUGUGAACACACUUACUGUGUCACAUGCAUACUUCGUUGGGCGAGUUGCAAAGAGAGUCCUACAUGCCCGCAAUGUAAACAUCCAUUUGAUUUCCUCAGUGUCCACAGGGCACUCGAUGGCAGCAUUGAAGAUUUUCUGUUUGAGGAGAGUGUGUGCCUUCUCCUGAGAGCCUCAUGGUUUGUACCAUUGGAUGUGGUGGAACUGGCGUCAUACAGCUAUGGUUACCAUGAUGAUUUUGACAUCCCAUGUGACUAUGAGGAUGAAGAUGAUGACCUUGACGAGUUUUAUUUGCACGGGUCAAGUCUUCGCAUAGGAAAUCGGAGAUGGGGUGGCAAUGGUUUUGUCAGAUCCGGGCGUCAAGAAGCCCGGCCAGUCCAGAGAUACAGCGGUUCUGGUUCUAGUUCCAGUUCCAGUUCUGGGUCAUCCUCAAGUGAGCCUAAGGAUAAGCAGGUGAAGAUGACAAACACAACAGGAAGGCGUGCAAAGAGGGCAAUGAAGCGUGAAGCUGCGAACAAAGCAGCGGAAGUAACUGCAGCAGCAAAGCACGAGGCCCAUUUGGUUAGGUUGGGGAGGAAGUGAGUGUGUAUCUGUAAAUAAAUUGCACUCAAAAAGCUUCCACCUACUUCCAUUACUUAGUAUCAUCUGUACAGCAAAUAGUUUUUUAAUGUUGUGGUAAAUACCCGUCACACCACUGUAUACAAGGUGUGUGGGUUUGGAAUGGUAGAAACAAGAAGUUAUGACCCUCUGGUCUCAUACAAUAAUACUUGGACAACCAUUGAAUAACAUAUUACUCUGUUCAUUAAAUCUUGAAAAGUUUCUGAUUAUUGCUCAAA
Messenger RNA from Arabidopsis lyrata subsp. lyrata, 1154 nucleotides. RefSeq lists its product as uncharacterized. The record is from RefSeq and is a predicted model, not a curated record. Bases 133 to 900 code for a protein of 255 amino acids. NCBI's taxonomy places the organism in Eukaryota, Viridiplantae, Streptophyta, Magnoliopsida, Brassicales, Brassicaceae. The transcript has 4 exons.